AACUGAGAUAGAAGCCGAAUUUAUUAAAGUCAGAAAGAAAGCUUUGGAGAGGUUGACAACUGAAGUAAUGCAGUUGCAUGAUGUUCUACCCAAAAUAUUAAAUAGUGAGAUCUUAGAAAGCUUUCAGAAACUGGAUGCCCUUGAAACAAUUGUUGAAAAGAAAAGUAAUGAACUGGAACAAUUGAGAGUGGAUUGUGAACACUAUAAAGCUCGCUUGGAAGCAGCCCAAACAGAUUGUGUGAGAGAAAGAAAGGAAAAAUUAAAUAUUCGACAGCAGUUGAAUGAUGCAAAGCAACAAUUAUUACAACAAGCUGAAUAUUGUACAGAAAUGGGUGCUGCAGUAUGCACAUUAUUAUGGAGUGUUUCUAAUAAUGAAGAAGCAGUUAAAAAUAUCCUAGGAAGUGCUCGAGCUGUAAAGUUUUUUAAUAUUGCUGGACAAACAAUUGAGAGUUUUGUCCACUCAUUAAAUGAAGAUAACAAACAUCAGGAUAUGGAUUCUGAUGAAAGCCAGUUUGUGUUAGGUUUGGCUGGGAUUGUUACAAAUGUUGCUGCUUUAGCAAUUGGUCGUGAAUUCCUUGUUAGUUCAAAUCAGGUAUUGUUGGAUACAAUGAUUCAACUGCUGAGAGAUAUGGAGCCAGGAUGUUGCACCAAACUGAAAGUGCUAAUGCUGAUGUCCUUAUAUAACAUUAGUAUCAACAUGAAAGGUGUGCAGUACAUCAGUGAAAACACAGGAUUCUUCCCAUUACUCCGGUGGCUCCUGAAUGACCCAGAUCCAGAAGUAUGUUUUCAUGUACUACGACUUCUCCAGUCCAUCGUUAUGGAACCAGAGAUAUUAACCAAGUCAACUCUUGAAAUACGUGACUCCUUACCACUUCCACGUAUCCUUAUGCUAUCAAAGAGCCGUAAUAAAGAUCUACAAAUUCUGGCCCAAGAACUGCUUGAGGACCUUAAAGUAUUAGAAGGUGAAAUGUAAGACUCAUGCUGAGGAUAUCAUUAACUUUUCAAGCAUGUUUUUCAGUUCUGUUGUAAUUUGUAAAAUAUUAUACAUGCUUUCAGAAAUAUAUAGUCAUUGUAGUUAAAUGCUUGUAUGUGGUUGGUAUUCCUGCUCAGGAAUCACAACCCUAAAUAGCAUCUCAGAAUUUCUAGGCUUGUGAUGUAUCAAACCUCUUAGAAGUACAGAGUUUAAUAUCUGGAAUGUUUGUAAGGGGUGGGUAGUUUUACCAAUACCCCCCUCAAUCAAAAACAUACCUGAUAGCAAGGGGAUAUAGUUCAUAUUUUCUAUUUUCCGUAUCAGUAGCUUGUUGAGGUAAAAUCAAGUACCUUUGGUUUGCAUUAUUCUUCAUUUUACUUCAUUUUACUUUAGUGACACUGAGAACGGUCUUCAAUUUUUGUCUUUUAACAUCAAAAAAGUCCUUAGCUUAAGAAUCUAGUAAAGGAGGAAGAGCAGGCUUUCUCAACCUUGGCAACUUUAAGAUGUGUGGACUUCAACUCCCAGAAUCCCCCAGGGUUGGCUGGGGAAUUCUGGUAGUUGAAGUCCACAUAUCUUAAACUUGUGAAGGUUGAGAAACACUGAGGAAGAGACUUCAAUUGUUUGUGAAUAUUUAUAUCAAAACUGUGGAAGUUAAAUUAUCAGCAGAGUUGGUCUAUUUGGAGGGCUGCUGGGCAGAAGGCCCUAUCUGUCUCCCCCUGGUUUCCUCACACUAUAUAGGCUUACGGCACUCUGGAAAGGAACAAAAGAACAACAUUGCCAUUAGAAAAGCUGCCUUCUCCUUUCCUGGUGCUUUCCUGAGUCCUAGGAUUUCUAAAGGGAUUGGCUAGGGAGUAGCAUAAGUUGUAAAGCUUCUUUUCCAUUGCUGACUGUAGGCCUCUACUUAUUCUGUGCCUUCCAAAGCUGUGCCAAGGAGCAUAGUGGGUGACCCCUGCAAAUUGCCUCUUGUGUUAUUCUAGGUACAGGGAGAGAAGUGGUGGCAGCCAACAGUGGGAGGAGUACUACUGGCUAGGGCUCAUUUUGCCUUAGCACCACACUCAUCGUAGCCUGGGCACAAGCAUUCUCUUUGGUGUCUGGUC
Molecule: messenger RNA, 2067 nt
Organism: Candoia aspera
Lineage: Eukaryota; Metazoa; Chordata; Lepidosauria; Squamata; Candoiidae
Gene: HSF2BP
Product: heat shock transcription factor 2 binding protein
Exons: 7
Coding region: 68-973 (301 amino acids)
Cellular component (GO): cytosol
Source: RefSeq, a predicted model, not a curated record